Molecule: messenger RNA, 585 nt
Organism: Labrus mixtus (cuckoo wrasse)
Lineage: Eukaryota; Metazoa; Chordata; Actinopteri; Labriformes; Labridae
Gene: bcl2l16
Product: BCL2 like 16
Exons: 2
Biological process (GO): regulation of apoptotic process; extrinsic apoptotic signaling pathway in absence of ligand; intrinsic apoptotic signaling pathway in response to DNA damage
Cellular component (GO): mitochondrial outer membrane
Molecular function (GO): protein homodimerization activity; protein heterodimerization activity
Source: RefSeq, a predicted model, not a curated record
AACAGUCCUGACCCAGUGGUGAGAGAGGCUUUCCUGAUGGUCCAUGACUAUAUAGACUACGUGACCACAGGGGGGGCAGAUGGCACGAUGGGUCCUGCCCCGACAGCCUGCACCGCCGCCCUGCGCCACGCCGGGGACGAGCUCCUCAACCGCUUCCCCAUCUUCUUCCGUCGCUGGCCUCGUAUCUUCCAGGACGUGACCGAGAACUCGGCCUGCUCCAUGCUCACAGGCAUCCUGGAUGAGCACUUCUUCCCUCCGGUCCCUAGGGGGCGCAAUAGGGAGCUGGCCUGGAGCGCGGUGCUGUCUGUGUAUGUGCUGGCCGGACAGAUGGCUCUGCACUGCCACGAGAGGGGCAUGCUGGGGGUCCUGCCUCAGCUGAAGGAGAGCAUAGGGGCGUAUGUGGAGAGGGUCAUCUGCCCUGACAUACGGGAGAAGGGAGGAUGGAGUGGCUUUGUGUCCCGCUUUGGAGCGAAGCAGGGCUUGGAGAGCCAGGUGAAGAAGGUGUGCUGUUGGACUCUGCUGGCCUUGGCUGUGAGCAUCCUCACCUACUGCGUUUGGAAGAGAGUGGUUUAGCCAACACUGCCA